Helicoverpa zea (corn earworm) is the source of this 8047-nucleotide messenger RNA. RefSeq names its product atrial natriuretic peptide-converting enzyme (gene Corin). Gene Ontology annotation, molecular function: serine-type endopeptidase activity; protein binding. Gene Ontology annotation, cellular component: membrane. Lineage: Eukaryota; Metazoa; Arthropoda; Insecta; Lepidoptera; Noctuidae. Bases 28 to 2976 code for a protein of 982 amino acids. The record is from RefSeq and is a predicted model, not a curated record. The transcript has 15 exons. Gene Ontology annotation, biological process: proteolysis.
CUGACGGUGACGUGGGCGCAGGGUGGCAUGCAACUGCAAGGAGACGCCUCCGCAGACGACGACGACUCCGUCAAGGGAAGGUGUGGACGCGCCGGCAGCCUGGCAGCGACUCCAGGUGAGAAACUUCUAGAACUGCUCCGACCGAGCGCCGGCACGCCACGGCGACACUCCACGGCGGCGUGUGCGCCCGCGCAGCCGCAGCGGCCCGCGGGCUUCGUGUACUGCCCGUCCGACGCGCUGCCCUACUGCCCACCUUCCAGGAUUGCACCGCCAAGGCCUAUUAUGAAGCUCCAGCCACCGCCGCAACAAAUCCAGCCAGUCCAGCCACAGCCGCCGCCCGUGCCACAGCGUACAACCGCAACAGUCGCGCCCACGCCCCUGCCAGUGCCGCCGCCCGCGCCCCCGCGCCGCUCCUCCCCGCAGCCGCCCCGCCGCGUGCCCCCGCCGACACCACCUAGACCCCCAACCACAACGCCACAAGUAGACCCCAACGGCAACAGAAGAACAGUCGCCCCAGUGCAACCACAACCCCGACUCGACUGCAACAGAAAUCCACAGCCCCUUUCCGCCAGAAGAGCACCUCCUCAGAGAAUUCCUGAUUCAACGCCAUUCACUCCCGCGCCGUUACCCCCUCAGAAUACAGUCCAGCCUAUGAAACGGUCUCCUAGUUCGGGGUCUAAUAUCAGCGUCCGUCAGGACUCCAACGUAUCUUCGGACUCGUUUAGUCAGACCUCCUCCCCGUCAUACACGACAAAGACUAUGGAGGCGCCACUACUACCGCACCAGCAUGUGAACAAGAGCCUCAACGCGAAGAUAGCGCGGGGGCUGUUACUCAAGGAACAGCAGGACCGAGACUCGGGAAACGGCUCCAUCACCAAGAGUAUGUCCACGCCGGCCUCGCUACAGACUAUCGUCAGAUUUCAAAAUGGCAGCAACAUGUCCUUGCACCAUCGAAUGCUCCGUGACAUGCGGGGUGCGAGCACAGACCCGAACCCCCACAAGUUCAGACUGAUGCAGCUGGCACUGAAUGCAGUAGCUCUCCUCGCCAUCACCGGCGCGCUCUUCGCCUACUUCAGAGCUAACCCGGCAGUACAGUACGUAUCACAAGUGGUGAACCGAUCAACAGUGGUAACGUGGCCGGCACCCACCGACCCGCCCGGCGCGAGGAACCCGGCGCCCGGGGUCUGUCUGCCAGUCAUCGUGAACUUCUGCCAGCAACACAGGAUACCAUACAAUUUCACCGUGUUCCCUAAUUACAUCGGACACUUCGGACAGAGGGAUGCUCAGCAGGACCUAGAGGUAUACGAAGCAGUAGUAGACGUCCGUUGUUACGACCUGACGGCACUGUUCCUAUGCUCACUGUUCGUGCCCAAGUGUGGACCCCUGGGCCACAUGGUGCGACCCUGCAGGAGUUUGUGUCAUGAGACGAUGCGUCGGUGUGGCUUCUUCCUGGAGGUGUUUGGUCUGACGAUGCCGGACUACCUGCAGUGUGACAUUUUCCCGGAGUCCACUGACACGGACGUCUGUCUCGGGAACAGAGAGGUGAAUGAUGCGAGGUUCAGAGAUGCUAUGCCAGUAUGCCCGACGGGUUUCCAAUGCGACGUGCGCCGCUGCAUCCCUUUGGACUGGCGCUGCGACGGCCACGUGGACUGCGCCGACCGCUCCGACGAGCUCAACUGCAGAGUCUGCAAGCGCAGCGGUGAGGUGCACUGCGGCAACCAGCGGUGCAUCUCGCAGGCGCACCUGUGUGACGGGAAGGUGGACUGUCCUUGGGGACAGGAUGAAAGGAAUUGCUUGCGGCUAAGUCAAGCGAACGGCGACGUGGGUCGUGGCGAGCUGCAAGUGUACCGCGCCGCUAACCACUCCUGGUUCCCCGCCUGCAUCAACACAUUAGACCGGGACACCGCCUUCAAGCUGUGCUCCAUCCUCGGAUACUCGUUCCUAAACAAAAGUCAAGCGGUGAUCAACGAGAGCAGACCAGCAUUGAGCAGUAUAAAAGCAGCUGUGAACGUGAGCGCGACUCCAGGUCCUCGCGCGAGCUUCAUGCAUGAGCACGGGGCUGCGCAGACCUACCGCGCCUUUCUGAGAAGUCAGGGGGGACUGUUGAAAGAGCUGAAGGAGUGCAGGCCGGACUCGCCGAGAGUGCACCUCAUUUGUGAUAAUUAUGAAUGCGGCAAGCGUCGUACAAUAGGCGUGGCGACAAAACGCAUCGUGGGUGGCGUGGAAGCGUCCCCGGGCGACUGGCCCUUCCUGGCUGCCAUACUUGGUGGACCUGAGGAAGUUUUCUACUGUGCUGGUGUGCUCAUAGCUGACCAGUGGGUGCUUACCGCUGCGCAUUGUGUUGGCAACCACACGGACGUGAACGGCUGGACGAUCCAGUUGGGCAUCACGCGGCGUCGCUCACACGCCUACUACGGCCAGAAGGUCAAGGUCAAACGCGUGGCGCCGCAUCCGCAGUACAACUCCGGCAUCGCUCAUGAUAAUGAUAUCGCGCUCUUUCAGCUAUCAGUCCGAGUCCGCUACCACGAGCAGGUGUCUCCAGUCUGCCUCCCUCCUGCCAACCGAGUGCUGAAGCCUGGCACGCUGUGCACUGUCAUCGGCUGGGGAAAGCGGGACGAUAAAGAGUUAUCAGAAUACGAGCCAGCAGUGAACGAAGUGGAGGUGCCAGUCCUGAACCGGGACCUGUGCAACCAGUGGCUUGAACACAGAGACCUUAACGUCACGGAGGGCAUGAUCUGCGCCGGCUACCCCGAGGGCGGCAAGGAUGCUUGUCAGGGUGACUCAGGCGGGCCCCUGCUGUGCAAGGACCCGGACGACCCCAUGCGCUGGUACGUGGGCGGCAUCGUGUCUUGGGGCAUCAAGUGCGCGCACCCGCGGCUGCCCGGCGUCUACGCGUAUGUGCCCAAGUUCAUACCCUGGAUACACCAGCAGAUCGCGCACUACAACGACGACAACGCUAAGUCAGAAGACAUCUAAGAUGGAAAACACGUGACAUCACUUGCGAAUAUAUAAAACACAAAUGAAGACAAAUAUUCCCGAAACAUGAAAUUAGCGACAAUAUUUAUACACUUACCUUUUAUAUUGUUUUAAAACUUUAUACACAUUCGAAGAUAGUAAUGAAAAUAAUUAUACUUUUAGAACUUAAGUAGUGAAAUCAAGCUCAUAAAAUAUUGUAAUUUAUUAUUCUUAAGUGGUGUCAAUAUUAACUUGACAAUAAAAGACUCCGCACAUUUUGCAGAGCACUAAAAUUAUGACAAUAAAUAUUUUAUAAUGACAAUAAAUUAAUUAAUGGUGACAAUAAUAAAACAAUUAUAUACAAUCGUAACAUAUGGUAGGUAAGUCAAUUUUUCAAGAAAACCUAAUAAAUGGACAAUAAAUAUAUACACGAGUUCCGGCUCUAUGUUGUGUCUUGGGGAGUUGACUUAAAUAUUGCUUUCGAUUACGUACGACAUAUGGCUAAAUAUUUUCACAUAUCACUCGUAUAUCGCGUGAUGUAAAUUAUUUGAAGCUGUGAUAGUAAAUCAUUUAUUAUGAAGCGAACAAGUCGAUAUUGUAUUAAAGUUUACCCGUGACUUGAGAGUUCACUUUACAUUGUGGCUGGGCGCGCUCGCGUCCCUCGAUACUUUUUCUCGGGGUAGUCAGUCAUUAUAUCGGUGACCUAGGUAUUAAUUAUAAUAAUUAUAUACAUAUAUAUGAAAAAUCUGUUUUAAAAUUUUAUACGUAAGCUGCUUUUAUAAGUAAUGUAGUGUUCUCGAAGCUUUAGCAGACUUUUAGGGAGAUUGUUUUAAUAUUGACUUUCUUUUCGUUAUUUUCUAUUCUGUGUUAGUCAAUAGUGGAGGGUGGUCCUUAUUCGCGACGCGACUGUGGACGACGCACGAAUGUGGACCAUCAUAGAACUUAAGUGUAUGUUUGUUUGAUGUUUGAUGUUAGUAGUUUAGGGGAAAGUGCUUUUAUAGAAUAAAAAUAAAUCCCAUUCACUUGGAUGCAGGUUAAAAAAAUAAAUAAUAGACGAUCACUGUUUAAUAAUAUAUUGGUGUUAAACUAUGCUGUUCUAAAGUUCUUCCUUAAUGACAAUAAAUUAUAAAAUAUGUUGAGUUUAUAUAGGUACGAUAUAAUCGUCACAAAUAAGGAAUAUACAUAAAUACCUAAUAAACAAAGACAAUAAAAUUUAAAUAAAAAUUGUUUUGUGACAUUUGGUCGAACGGUUGAACAAUGUGAAGUCAAAAUGCUACUCGGCAAUGACAAUAAUAAUUUUUGACAACAUAUUUACCAACAGAUGUAGUAUAAGCUUUGUUAUUAUACAAUUUAGAUACUUCUGUUUCAGUAUUUCAUAGGUAGUGUGACUUUUUUGAAAACCUUGAAAUUAAUGGAUCUUGUAAUUAUAUUAGUGAAAUAGCUUUAAUAGAUUUUAAGAGAUCAUAAUAUUAUUAGAUAACAGUAGACGUAGGUGUGGUAAACAAUUUUUAAAGUUAGGAAAGAAAUAUACUUAGUUCCUUUUAUAUGGGUAAUAUUUUAAUUUCUCGUAUGGUCUGUAGAUAUCCUGCGGUCCUUUGGGGUCUCGCAAAAGAAGUGGUUAUAGCACAAAGCUAUGCUCAAAGUAACAUAGGUAUAUUUAUUAUAAGUAUAGAAUGAAGGACAUUAUGUUAACGAUGUGAACAUAAAUUAUUUUACAACUAAUUUAAAACACAUAAAAAAUAUCACUUCAAAAAGGUCUGCUAACUCUGCAGACAAGCUAUCUCUGAAUUUUAGAACAAACUAAAGUUUGUGCAGUAUAUAGGCUGAAGAAGGAUAAUUUUAGACUUUAUUGAAUUUUAUGAUUGUAAAGUAUAUGUAUAAUGUAUGCACAAAUCUAAAUAGUUCAUGUUCACAUCGAGAUAAAUAUAUAAUUCUACAUUUACAUGCAAGUAUGGUUGUUGACUUCUUAUGAGUCUCCUUUUCUCGAGCUUUCAAUUAGUAUUACGAGAGUAAAGAAUAUAUAUGUCAAAACAAAAAUAUAUCAGAUGUCUAAAUUAUCAGUUUUGUUAAUAUAAAAGGAGUUAGGUUCAAAAAAUAUUUAAUAGAAAUAAAAUGUCGGACUUAUCCUUUUCUACGUAGUGACUGAAUUAAAAUAAUUUGAUAAUGAGAACAGACUGAAAAACCCAUAGAACUCAAAUAAUUAGGCAGUUUGAAAGUACUCAUAGCCAAAAUGUUUAUAAUAACUAAAUUAAAAUAUUUUGUCUGUUCUCGUUUUCAUUAAAACUAGGUGUAAAACUUAGCUAGUAAGUUAGGCUAGUUAUACAUAAAUAAAUUAGUCUCUAUUAGGGCCAUGCUUUAGUGUUCUGUGACAUCUUAUGAUACUUGUGAUCUCUGCAUUAUGAACUCUGCAUUAUAGUACUCAGUAUGUUUGCUAAGUUUAUUUUCCACUCGCCUUUAUGAUUGCAACUUUCUAACGACAUUUCUUAAGCACAAUUUCUUCUAUUUAAAUAAAUAUUGGGUGAACUGGGCGGUUGGCGUGGUAGCGUAGAAGUACAAAGACUGAUAAAAGAACGAAGUAACACUUGUUUCUGUAUGAACAUCAAUUUUCACCAACCGGUUGCGAGAUACAUAACAUUCACUUGAUAUUUGACUUUAGCUCCACUUCCCCUAACUUCAAUUUAUACAUAUACAUAUAUUUACAAAAAUCCCUAACAUUAUCAGAUAUAGCAGAAUACUUCGAUUCAAAUAGGGAUGAACAUCAUUUUUACUAUGAUUUAAUUUGAAACAGGCGAGCACUUUUGAUUUGUUCUAGUCUGUCCAAGUAACUUCUGUAGUAGCGAAGCUUACUUUAUAGAGAUGUGUCUCAAACGAUACUAAGUUCGUUAAUGAAUUAUAAAUAAACAUAAAAAUGCAUUGGUAUUUGGCUUUAUAUAGAACAUGUGUGGAAUAUGCAUGUUCAGCUCUAAAUGUUUAUAUGAACGUAGUCUUACAUGUUUAAAUGUACAUGUAUUGCGUAUAUUGUAUACUGUUGUAGAUUAUAAUUGCUGUUGGAAAAUAAAAUCUAUGGUAGACUAAAUUGUGUCGUGUUCAAAGCAUAUCUUCUCCGAGUCAGCAGGUUUGACUCCAACCCAUAGUGAUAGGUAAUAAAAUGAUUAGAUACAUACGUAUUUGUAAAGAAAUAGUGACUAUCGUAAUUAGCGACAAUAAAUAUUUUGAUAAUGAACAAAUAUAUAUAUAAUUCUAAAUUUCUACUGGUUACAUAGUGGUUAAGUUUUCAUAUAAUAUGAAUAGUACGAAGGAGUUGUUUGUAACAAAAAGUAUUCAGUUGCACCUAUGAAAGUGAUGAAGACCUAACCACUAAAUAUCCCUGAACUUUAUACCUUAUCCCUAAAGCUUGGAACUUGAAUUACAUUGCUUUAUUCAACUUAAUUUACUUAGUCAGUCCCAGAUGAUUUCAUCGAAGCCAUGCAUUUCAGGCUAAAAUAACGGUUGUGUAUUUUUAAUGUUUAGUGAUAAAUACGUCACUAGUAUGACGUCACUGUUUAGUGCUCGCAUCGGUGUACACUGGCCCCUAUUGAAUGUUGAUCGUUGUAGAAAAAUAUUUAUUAGAUACUAAUGAGUGUUUCUUUCCUCUUUAUAUACUGUAUACUAGCUGGAACUGUUUAUUUUAUAAAUAUAACCUGUUAGUACACUGCCAAUGAAAUAUAAUAAACCUGAUAAGGUUGAUAACCUUAGGUACCAUACUAAGAAAAUUCAUGAGUUUUUCAGAAUCUAUACAGGCUGGUCCUCGAAUGUUGUUCAUUUUAGAUUUAUAAGUAUGGUAUGAGAAUUAUUUCAUUGGCAGUGUGCAAUAUUUGAUUUGAGACUCAUUUCGAAUCUGUUGAAAUCUUUAGAUAUUUUUAUACCUAUGUAAGUCUUAUGAAAGCUUAGAUAUUGUCAAUUUCUCGCCAACGAGUAUUAUAUGCGAAAAAUUUCAAUUAAUAUCAAUUACAUAUACUUCGUAUCCUAAUUGAUUAAUUUUACAUAUCUCUUACUAAAAAUAAAUAUAUCUUUCGAUCUAUCGAGACAUCAUUUAGCUUAUUUUUUAUAGUAAGAGAUAUUUUUAAAGUAGUCAAAGACAAUAAAAGUGAUGAGACAAUAUAUCGAUGGAAGACAAUUCCGUAGUCUAUUAUUUUGUUGAAUUUCUGUAUUUUCCCAACAUCUAGACUUAUGAAUCAACCUUCGUAGUUUAGAUAUUUGUCAUUAAGAAAUUAGAUUGGAGUAAUAUAAUUGGGACUAGGGUAAUGUGACAGAAAAAUUGUUUAAUUGUCUUUGCUAAAAUUAUAGUUAUUGUAGAAAAGUUUUGUCAGUCAGGAAUACCAUUUUUUUUUUCUUAAAAAAAUCGUUAUCACAUCUGCAUAGGUAUAAACUUUGUUUAACCCCGAAUAGUUUUUAGCACUAGUCCCAACUCUAUUACUAAAAUCUACAAAAAAAUAUAAUUAUUUAGAAACGUAAUAGAUACGCACAAGUUACUCUGUACUAUAAAGCCAGUAUUUUAGAUUUUGGUUUAUAUACAAACUCAUUACUGUGGAAUACGUGUUAAUUGGUGUUACGUGUUAGGGAGGUGUUGCUUUCACAGCUCUUUGUGAUUCCUGUUUUUAUACGAUCCUGUAAACUUAUGUGCUUCAUAUAAUUAGUGUUAUCAUAAUUAAUUGUAGAUUUGCAGUCUUAUGUGAUUUGUUUUGGUAAAGAUUAAGGCAUUCAAAAGCGAUUUGUAAUACAGAUGUCCAAAAUUAUGUUUGUACAAGCUUAUUUUUAGAUUUUUCCGUAUUAAGAGCCAAAAUGAAACUUCGUAGUCAAUUGACGAUUUAAAUAUUAAUUUUGAUUUUUUACAAACAUAAAAUUGCCACAAUCUUUACCAAGGCCAUAGUUUUGAACUGAUUCGCACAAAUUGGACAUAAUAUGAGUACGUCAUACAUAAGUGUAAGGUUGUUGAGUUGUCUCGUACAGAACAUUUAGUAUCGUCGUUAGUUUGUGGCGAUCUCGCGUGCUUCUACCCCUUUGUGUAGCUUUUACUUUGUUCCUCAAGCUUCAAUUAAAUAUUAUAAUAAAU